AUGGCGCCAAAUGAUGAUGCUAAGCGCAAGUCAGGUCUAACGAUUGCGCAGGUGAAGUUCAAGCAGGCAAUGAAGGAUUCCGAUGCCGAAGAUCGUUCAGCGCCCAUUGCAGUCGAAAUUAGCUCUCAGCUCUUCAACCACGUUGAUGCCGUUCUUCAGCAGAACUCGCCCAUCAAUAUCCAGAAAUGCACAGAAUGGAUUGUGAAGCACGUAGCUCCCUCCAAGGCUCGGAUCACCACCCUCGGCGCGUAUCUCAUCGCUGUCUCAAAGUCUGUCGUAGUAGAUCAGAGCACUCCAGCGCUAGCGAAGAAAGCAGCGCGCAACCGGAUGGAUCUCUUGUUGAUCGUCAACGAUGCCCUCCAUGCUGACAAGUUCCAUCGUCGCGACACGACAAAGCAGAGUAUUCUCGGCAACGCGUGUCAAGAUUUUGUCCCUGACUUGAUCGAACUCGCAGCGGCGUGUAUCACCGAGAAGGGAUCGCAGCUAGAGGUGAAGCUGAAAGCCAUUGUCAACUACUGGGCUGUUAACAAGCUCUUGAGCUCAGAGGGUCUGAAAGCUUGUCGACACAAGGCAGACGAGGCCUUGUCCGUAGCACAGGGUCGCAAGCGCAACUACGUCCUUCCCGAAUACCACGGCGACCGAAAUGCCAGAUGGCACGAUCUCCCCGCAUCGUACAUGCUCGAGCCCAUAAUCAAACACCCGAACCGCCCGAUCCACGAAUCUCAAAUCAAGAUACGGAAGUUUGACAAGAAGCCUGUCAGUUCGCACGUUCGCAGCCUCCUCGAUAACUUCUUCGAAAACAUCGACCUAAAGUACCUGCCAACGGGCGAUAAUCCGACCGGGGAAACAACCAAAUAUAGGCUUUCGUUGGAUCCUAUGGGCCAGCUGGUUAAGCAGGACAAGGAGACUGGCGAGACAGCUACAGUGGCAAACGGCUACGGCUGGUCGCCAAAGUUCUGUCAAGACAUACAGAAGUUCACCGUCCCGGAGACGAUCAAGAUCGCGCGAGAGGACAUCGAACGCAUGGAGGACAUGGAGGACCCACCGGUCUUGUCUGUCGCGCGUCGCGUUGGCCACGAUAGUCGACCCUCUACCUCCUCGUCGACAGAGUCGGGCCCACCCUAUAGGGAACGAAGAAGGGGAUACAAUCGUAGCCGCAGUCGCAGUCGCAGUCGCCGUAGCCCUGGGGGUUAUCAGUAUGACGACGCACGCCGUCGAAUGUCGCCCGACGGAUCCAUGGGUCGCCGCAGGGUAUCACCACAUGGACCUUCGCGCCGAGAGUCUGAGGGCAGAGGUUUCGUCGAGGCGCGACCGUCAUCAAGGGCAUACGACAGAGAAGGAUCUCAGCCUGGAUCACAGUGGAGUGGUGCGAACAGGAAAACCCAGUCCAGUCCCAACAACCAUCAGCACCAGGUCCCACCCAUGCUGCAUCAGCCGCCUUUCAACGCGCCACCGUUUCCACCACCGCACAUGUCAGGCCAGUUCCAAGGCCAGUUCCCGAUGCCAAUGCCGCCAUUCGGUGUUCCUCCUCCACCCCCACCGCAGUUCCAAGGACGUGGUGGCUUCGUUCCUCCUCCGCCCCCCAACUUCAAUGGCAUGUGGCAGCCUCCACCUCCCAACAUGAACAUGCCACCGAACGGUCCGCAACAAGGCAACCAAUUUGGCAACCAUCACGGAGGCCAGGGUGGAAACCGGGGCGGAAACCAAUUUGGAAAUCAGGGCGGCAAUCAGUAUGGUAACAACUUCGGUCCCGGCAACAAUGGCCAGUAUGGUCAGAGCCGUGGCGGAUACCAAGGUGGACGCGGCUAUGGAGGUGGGCAGCGCGGUGGCAACAACGGUAACAGGGGAGGCUGGAGGGGUAACGGACGAGGCGGGCGAUACUGA
Messenger RNA from Alternaria triticimaculans, 1884 nucleotides. RefSeq lists its product as uncharacterized. NCBI's taxonomy places the organism in Eukaryota, Fungi, Ascomycota, Dothideomycetes, Pleosporales, Pleosporaceae. The record is from RefSeq and is a predicted model, not a curated record. Bases 1 to 1884 code for a protein of 627 amino acids. The transcript has 2 exons.